Molecule: messenger RNA, 2212 nt
Organism: Siniperca chuatsi (mandarin fish)
Lineage: Eukaryota; Metazoa; Chordata; Actinopteri; Centrarchiformes; Sinipercidae
Gene: slmapb
Product: sarcolemma associated protein b
Exons: 12
Coding region: 460-1680 (406 amino acids)
Source: RefSeq, a predicted model, not a curated record
AUGAAGUUUUCUACUUGAAGGAUGAACACACUAGUGUUUCUUCGAUUCUGCCUCUGAAAGUGCCUGUUCAGCAUUACAGUGUGCUUUGAAAGUAGGGCUAUGUUAGGGAGUUAAAGGUAGCUAAUGUAAGCUAACGUUUACUGACAUCUGACACCUCCAGUUUGCAAUUAACGUUAGCCUUAAACGUCACUUGAUUAGUUAUGGUUAAAUUAGCCAUUUUAGCCAAUUAACGCUAACGUAGCCGUAUUUCGGAGUUGUUUAGUGUCCAACAAUAGCAAGGAGGUCUGGUGCACAGUGUCUGUCAUCCCCUCAGUGUCCCCCCCUCCCUCCUCACUGCUUGGACUGUUCCAUUUCGCAUCUGAAAAAAUCUGAUAGUUGGAGAAGAGUUCUUCAUGUCAGGGACUGCUGUAGCCUCAGCACAUAGAGUAUUGUAGCUCCUGGAUCACCUAAGAUAAGCAAAUGGAUGAGAAAGAGCUGAGUGAUCCCCUAAAUAACUUAUCAGUCAUUAAAGACGACCUGACAAGGUCAAACAUGGGGUCCUCUGGUGACACAGAAAAAAUUAUCCAGCACUUGAAUGAUGAGCUUCGGGAAGCCCAGGAGCUAGCUAAUACUGAGAAGCACAAAUGCAUGGAGCUACAAGGUAUCCUGAAGGAAGAGAGAAAGGAAAAUAAGCAACAAGCUGAUGAAUCUGCAAAACAGAUAAAACUUCUUCAAGGCCAGCUGCGGCAGCUCCAAGAUGAAAUGGACAAUCUCAGAGAGCAGAUAGAUGUCUCCUCCAGUUCACACGACGAGCUACAAAGUGCACGUGAUGAAGCAAAGGCGCUGAAACAUGCCCUGGAGGCAGCCACUGCUGAGCGGGACCGUGACGUCGCUGCCAUCCAGACCAAUCUGGCGACCGUCUCGAAGGAUCUGGACAAAUGGCGUCAGACUGCCAACAAAUAUGAGCGUGAGAUUGACAACCUACAGCGUGACCUUCAACAACAGAGCAAGCAGUGGCAGAAAACUGCAGAAAUACAAGCCAGUGAGCUGCAGUCCAUGCAGGUGGAGUGUAAUGGCCUUCAGAAGGAGUGUUCUGUCCUGCGAUCUGAAAGACAAGACAUUGUGAAUAAGCACCAGAAGGAAAAGAGCAGUCUGCAAAGUGAGUGUGCUUCCCUCAGGGCUGAGAAGGAGGAACUCCUCAAGACUCACCAGAAAGAGAAGGGCAACUUGCAGAGUGACUGUGCAGCACUGCGCUCUGAGAAAGAGGCAUUGCUGCAGAAACAGAAGCAGCUGGAGAAGGAUCUUGCCAGUUUGCGUGGCCAGAAUGCUGAGCUGAGCAAUAGCCUCAAAGCCUUAGAGAAAUCCCAGCAGGAGUUGGAGUAUAGGCUGUCGGCCCUGCAGCUCCAGCACCAGCAGGAUAGCACCAAGCUGCAAAACCAACUGGAUGAAGCGGACAGCCGCAGCAAGGCUCUGCAGAGAGAGUAUGAGGAAGCUAAGAUGGAGCUGUCAGACCUAAAGGAAAAAUAUGAGAAGACUGAGCAGGAAAAACAGUUGCUUACAGAUGAACUUGAGGAGUGCAAAGGCAACAUGAAGGAAUUACAGGAGAAGGGAACAAAGACAUCCCUAUUGCUGCCUGUUCAAGCCAUAGUCAUCGGCCUUAUCCUGGCUUUGCUGUAUUGGUGCUUCGGCGCAUUGUGGUAGUAAGAAUGCCUUCCUCAGGGGAAACUCCAAAAAAAUAAGCCAUGGAUGAUCUGGGGGCCUGUGGUUGCUGUGGCUCUAACAGCUGUGACUGCAGCUGUGAUCUUCAGGACCUGAGGGCAACUUGCUCAAACACACACACACACAAAAGUGAAAUCCAUAUUUGUCAUCAGAUUUCUCUGCACUUGCCCCCUUAUCAUAUCUGCACUAUUAAUGGAGGGCUCAUACUUAACACUGUUUAAUUUUAAGAUGCUCUAUUUUAGAUGACAUAGAGGUUAAUAAAAGAAUGUCAGUUUUAUCUGCAAAUGAAUAAGUUUGUUUGUAUGUGUAUUAUUUGAAGGAAAUCUAGUUGGGUCAUUUUUUGUUUACUAUCUUGACUUAUAGGAUUAAUGAAUGUAAAGAUACUCUACAUGCUUAAUUCAUUCUAAAUAUAUAUGAUGAUAUUUUAGAUGGAUCACCUUGGAGUUUGAACCUCCCUAAAUGUAACACAUCUCUGUAACUGUCAGAAUAAUAAAUAUUGUCACAAUAAUGCUUA